Molecule: messenger RNA, 510 nt
Organism: Paramecium tetraurelia
Lineage: Eukaryota; Ciliophora; Oligohymenophorea; Peniculida; Parameciidae
Exons: 2
Source: RefSeq, a predicted model, not a curated record
AUGAUCCAAGGAGGAGUAUUUUCAUAGUGUCUGCAGGAAAUAAAGGAAAAUUGUCCUCCUUUGCAACGUGUGAACUACAGUCAUAAAAAAUCAUUUAAACAUUGCUUGGAGUCAAUCACUUAAAAGAUUCCAAUUGUAAAAUCAAUCCACAAACUCCGAUUAGAUUAGGAAUAAAAAAUAUAUUAGAAUAUUCAUAGAGUCAAGAAAUUGAAUUUAAUGCAGGAAAUACAUCAGGUAAAUCCUAAACUGCACAAUGAGUUAAAAUAGAUUUAGCAUGAUCAACUGACCCUAAAGUUUGCCGAAUACAAACAAUAGCAAGAGCAAUAUGUGGAGGUAUUGUCAGAUACUCAGGAUAGUUACAUUAAGUAUCAACAAUAGUUAGAACAUCAUGGAUCGGGAUUAAAGAUAUUUCAAACCAGACCUCUCAUUCGGAAUAUAAUGGAAGAAUAUGAUUAGGAGGAGAGUACCUACAGUGAUUCUUACAUCAAUAAAUAUUUGGAUCUUAAUUGA